Molecule: messenger RNA, 5006 nt
Organism: Ostrea edulis (European flat oyster)
Lineage: Eukaryota; Metazoa; Mollusca; Bivalvia; Ostreida; Ostreidae
Product: voltage-dependent P/Q-type calcium channel subunit alpha-1A-like
Exons: 38
Coding region: 188-4681 (1497 amino acids)
Biological process (GO): calcium ion import across plasma membrane
Cellular component (GO): voltage-gated calcium channel complex; membrane
Molecular function (GO): high voltage-gated calcium channel activity
Source: RefSeq, a predicted model, not a curated record
CAGGAAGAGGGAAGUUUUAAAGAUAUAAAUUCACUUUUGUAUCAUUGUACUGUUAGUAACAGCAAGGACACCUUCACUCUGUUGUAAGUUGACAUUCUGCUUGGGUUUGAAUCAACAUGCAUGGGCGUAGAAAAUUUUGGCAGAGAUAGCAAUGUGACCAUUUAUAGGAGACUGGUCCAUAUUGAAAAUGCAGGUGACAAACCGCAUGCAGAGGUCUGCGACCAGGGAAGGCGGAGCGCGAUCAUUAAUCGAAGUUGUCAACGAUGUUCAAAACGAUGUACAGCUGCGCAAAUCCAUGAAAAACGACAAGUCGCUAUUCAUAUUUAAGAGACAAUGUUGCAUCAGAAAAACAGCGAUAUGUUUGACAGAUAACAAAUGUUUCGAAAUUUUUAUUCUGUGCGUCAUCUUAGCUAAUUGUAUUGUGCUGGCGCUGGCAGAACAUCUACCAAACAAUGAUAAAACAAAGAGAACCAUGGAGCUGGAGAAAUCAGAGGUGUAUUUUCUGUCCAUUUUUACCGUUGAAGCUGCACUGAAAAUAAUUUCGCAAGGUUUCAUAAUCGGGAAGACUGCUUAUCUAAAGGACCACUGGAACAAACUUGAUUUUUUGCUGGUAAUUUUGGGCCUUUUGGAAUAUUGUGUGAAUAUUAUGCUGAAAUUCAAUUUUACGCUGCUGAGAUUGACUCGAGUCCUGCGGGCUAUUAGAUUUGUAUCUAAAAUCCAAAAGAUGAGGGGAGUGGCCAUGACUAUUUUUCGGAGCGUGUCUCUACUAGUGCCAGUAUUCGUCUUGGUUAUCAUGACAAUGAUAAUUUUUGCCAUUUUGGGCAUGAACUACUACAAGGGUGCGUUCAACAGAACCUGCUUUAAUAGUGACUAUGAAAUGCAAUGUCACGAAAAAAAAUGCCAUCCUAAGAUGGUGGAAUCGCGGCCUUGUCAAGAAGACAGAGAGGGCACUGGCCACCACUGCACUGAAAACAGUACGUGUAGCCGUUACUGGGUGGGGCCUAACGAAGGUAUUACUAGUUUCAACAACAUCGGUGUUGCCCUGCUGACAGUCUUCCAGUGCCUAACCAUGGAAGGAUGGACCGACUUGUACUACUUUACUAAUGACGCUAAGGGGAUUUCCUGGAACUGGCUCUAUUUCAUACCUCUUGUGGUGUUCUGUGCAUUUUUCAUGAUGAAUAUUGUUCUUGGAAUAUUGAAAGGAGUAUUUACGAGAGAACGAGAAAAGAUGGAACGAGAACAGAAGACUGAAAAAACGGAAUAUCUGAACGAAAAACGGCAGAUGCAGAACUGCUUUAAAUGGAUAAAUAAAGGGGAGGAAAUCGAGUGUCGAGAACAAUCUGCUUUACCAAGACAGUUACCUCGAAACGUUUUAAAAGAUAUCGACAAAAAGAUAUCGGAAGUCAGAUUUCUACGCGUGAGACGGUUAGUGGAGUCGGAGUGUUUUUUCUGGGCUACCAUGAUGUGUGUGUUUGCAAACACGGUGAUUGCGGCAACAGAACACUACAAUCAGCCUCAAUGGUUGGAGAGUGUACAAUAUUACAUGGAAAUCGUCUUCGUGGCUCUAUAUGCAAUAGAAAUACUACUGAGAAUAUGUGCGCAUGGAUGCAGACAGUAUUUCUUCUCCAAAUUCAACAUUUUCGACACGGUGGUUUUGUUGGCCAGUAUCCUUGAAUUAGCAAUACGAAUCCUGUGCGCACGCAAACAUGGACUGAAAUGCAGUGUCUUCAGGGCUAUGAGAUUGUUACAAGUCUUCAAGAAAACCAAGUAUAAUGACGACAUAGAAAAACUGCUUCAGGUGCUAAUCGGAAGUAUAUCCUACGUGUUAAGUUUGAUGUUUAUUCUCUUCCUGUUCCUCUUCAUGUUCGCGCUGUUCGGGAUGGAGUUGUUUGGCGGGAGGUUUAAUUUCAAUGAAGGCAGACCGGAAGCUCAUUUUGAUUCCUUCACUAAAGCAAUGCUAACAGUAUUCCAGAUAUUGACGGGAGAGGAUUGGAAUGUAGUUAUGUACAACGGCGUGAAGGCGCAUGGUGGUAUUGACGGAAUAGGCGCUCUCGUGGUGUUCUACUUCAUCACCAUCGUUCUCUUUGGAAAUUACAUGCUGCUGAACAUUUUGUUCGCUAUUGCUGUUGAUAGUCUCGCUGAGGCAAAAAGGAUCUCUGAUUCAGAGAAGACAAAGAUAAAAGAGAUGAAAGGAUCCACCGUAAUGGACAAAGAAGCUGCUCACGAGAAAUGCCGUUCCAGUUGUAACAUAAAUCCAGACCGAAACCUUCUCGUCUUCGGAAAAAACAACAAAUUUCGAAAAAAAGUCCACAAGCUGGUCAUCCAUGAUAGGUUCGAGAAAUUGGUGUUGAUCUGUAUCAUAUUGAGUAGCAUAACCCUGGCUUUAGAAGAUCCUACUAAGGAGCACAACUCAGUCCGUAAUGAAAUCCUGUUUUGGGUGGACGCUGUUUUUGCCUUCAUUUUUACAAUCGAAAUGAUACUUAAGUUGAUAGACAUAGGACUGGUGCUUCAUAAAGGAUCCUAUUUACGAGACAGAUGGAAUUUUAUGGAUGGUGUUAUUGUUAUUGCUUCCAUUGCGUCCUUAUUCAUAAGCGACUCGAGUGCAAAAACAUUGAAGGUCUUCCGAGUGUUACGAGUAUUAAGAAUUUUAAGAACCAUUAAAAGAUUUCCAGGAUUAAAGAAAGCGUGUGUGAUGUUUCUAAAGUCGAUACAGAGCGUAGGUCCCUUAAUUUCGAUCUAUGUGCUAUUGCAUGUCACAUUCUCCAUUAUGGCGGUUCAGCUAAUGAACGGGAGGCUCUUUUAUUGUACUGACCUCACAAAAAUGACACGUGAUCAAUGCAGAGGGACGUUUUUCCAGUAUACAGAAGCAAAUUUUAUGACACCGAAAAUCUCAAAGAGGGAGUGGAAGAGACGAGAUUUUCACUUUGACAAUGUUGGAGCUGCAAUAUCAACCCUUUUUGUCAUAACCUCUGGAGAGGGAUGGCCAUAUAUUGUACACACCGCGGUGUCAAGCACCGGGGUGGACAAGGGACCUAAAGACGAAGUCAAUCCAGAGAUUUCCGUCUUCUUUGUGGUGUACAUGACUAUUGCCCCCUUCUUCUUUCUGAAUGUUUUCAUUGCCAUGAUCACAGUGGCAUUUCAAACAGAAGACACCAACAAGAACAUCUGUGGUUUAACAACAAGUCAGGAGAAUUGUAUACGGUACGUCGUCGAAGCUGAACCAGUUCAAAUGAGAUUUAUUUCGAAAGAUGCCUCGAAGCUUCGAAAGUUACUAUGGAAAGUUAUCAUAUCCGAUCACUUCGAAAAUGUUGUCAUACUUUUCGUUAUCCUCAACACGAUAUGCUUGGCAAUGGAGUAUCAGGAUCAGUCUGAGGCUUACACAUUCUCCCUGCAGUACUCCAAUCUGGUGUUCGUGGUUGCCUUUGUUCUUGAAACAGUGCUGAAAAUGUUUGUUCUACGCAAGAAAUACUUCUCGGACAAUUGGAACCGUAUGGACCUAUUCUUGGUUUUGGGUAGUGUUGUCGACACCACAUUAGAUCUUCUGAAGAUUCAAGGCAUCAACUUCCGGGUGUUCAGGGCAAUUCGAGUUCUUAAACUAUUGAAAAAAGUCAGAUCCCUUAGAUUCUUGCUAUGGAGCUUCUAUCUGUCCUUAAAGUCGCUGCCAUAUGUUAUCAUUCUCAACUUGUUAUUGUUCUACGUGUUCGCAGUUCUUGGGAUGCAGAUCUUCGGGAACAUCGGAGUAGAUGACGAGACGUCCAUAACUAAAUACAACAACUUCGGCAAUAUUCUGACAUCAUUGCUAGUCUUAUUUCGGUGUGCCACUGGUGAAAACUGGCAGAAUGUGAUGCUGGAUUGCCUGAGUGGUCGGCCUUGUGAGAGUGGUGGCGCUUCCUGCGGCACGGACGGGGCCUACUUCUACUUCAUUGUAUUUAUUUGUUUAUCGUCGUUUUUGAUGAUGAACUUGUUUGAGGCGGUGAUUGUGGAAAACUUUAACUAUCUACAUCGCGACCCUUCUGAACUGGGCCCACACCACCUCGAAACCUUCACAGAUUUGUGGCAUAAAUAUGCCAGUUUAGAUGACCCGAAUACUAUGGAAGUCAAGCAUCUAGAAGAUUUUGUCAAAUCCAUGGAUCCGCCUCUUGGUUUUGGUCGUAGAUGUCCUAGGACACAAAUGCAACGGAACUUUUUAAGAAUGAAUACAAGUAUAGACGAAAAUCUUCAUGUGCACUUCGUAAGCGUCAUGUUUGAUCUCGUAAGCUUAGCACUGGGUAUCCAUAGCAAAGCGUGGAGGAACGAAAAUUACGAGAAUCUUCGAACUGUACUCAAAGGAAAACUGAAUGUAGACAGUGACAAACUUAAACUUAUGUUACCAGACACAGAACCAAAGCUCAGUUUAAGACAGUUCGCAGCAGUUCAAUCGUGGAAGAAGUGGACCAGGAAAAAAGCGUCUUCAGCAACCAGGAGAAAAUCGUCUUUAUCAAAGAGAAAUCCAAUUAGUAGGCUGAUCGACUCAUCACGUAAAAGAUUGUCUAAGGCAAAACAGAAGAAAAAUGUCAGGAAUGACGAGAACAGUUCUAUAAUAAUGGUCGAGGACAUUUCUAUGAUCGAGAACCAUUCUAUGGUCGAAAUCAAUUCCAAGAACCAUUCUAUGGUCGAGAUAUAUCGUCGUAUCAAUCCGUGAUAGACUUUUCCAGUUUUGAUCAAGACAGCAACCUACUUCUGCACCACCUCUCUGUGAGCUCUGCACCACUUCUCUGUGAGCCUUUGAAAGUUUGUAUGUACAACAUUGUGGCAUGUACACACUGUGGACAGACAUUCAUACGAUCUUUAAAUGACAUUCUGUUUACUUAAAACGCACUCUACGUGCCAUUGGAUAUGUUCAUCAUACUAAGAAACAUAACAUUCAGUAGAAUUGUAGUUAUGUUACAUUACAAAAAGACUAGAUUGUCGUUUAUAUACAACAGCACCGUUCAAUGAAACAUUAAAAAUAUGACUUGGAAAAUCUG